CCUGUUGAGCGUUCUGGUUCAUUGAAGUAUUUUGAUCCAAAGAAGACGAAUCAAGCUCGAUUUGGUGACUCAUCUGUUUACUAUUUGGACUUCAUCUGCUAUGACGUCCAAAUGCUUGUCAUGUUUUAAAGGAGUUACUUCGCGCUCUAAAGCCUUGCAGUGCACCAUCUGCGAUGGGUGGACACACAUAGCUUGCUGUGGAGUCGGCCAUGAUUUGUACGAAUUUCUCCUGCGAUCCAACGUUCCGGGCUUAGGCUUCUUUUGCGAUCUGUGCCGUGUUACGAUAAGCAACAGACGAUGCCUUGAUGGACUGCCUGCGCUCAGUCCGCUCACCUCUCCUGCUCAAGCCGAGAUGAACAUCGCUGCUGUCCCACUACCAACUCCUUGCCUUAUCACAUGCGAUUCUGGCGCAGCUACCCCAACGAGUAAGCGUAGUCGAGCACCUUCCACCACAUCUACAGAGACGCCGGCGGUU
Messenger RNA from Dicrocoelium dendriticum, 475 nucleotides. NCBI's taxonomy places the organism in Eukaryota, Metazoa, Platyhelminthes, Trematoda, Plagiorchiida, Dicrocoeliidae. The record is from the annotation of a GenBank genome assembly.